AUGGCCGCCAACCGUAGGCUGUUUGCGCCGAAGGAAGAGGUCCGCAAGGAAGCGCUGGACGACGCUGGUGGUGGUGGUGGUGACGCCCGGGGCCGGGACGAGGUUGAUCACGUUCCGGUCGCCCUGUCCACUGGUCCGAAAGCACUCACCACCGACUCCGGACCCGGACCGGGUGUGGUGACGCUGGACAAGUUCAACAUAUUUCACCUGCGCCGAAGGCCCAAAAGUGAUCCCGGGACGGGACCGAUCGCGAAGCACGCUUCCGGUGCCGGUGCCGAGAAACCGGACGUGGCGCCGGAGGCGACGGCCGAGCUGAAGAAGAAAAAGUCGCGCUUCGUGAAGAGUGCGUCGAUCGCGCGGAUCUUCGGCAACACCUACAAUACCAAAAAGUACGACGACAGCAGUGCGCUGCUGAAGCUGCAGCAGUUCAAGCGGAGCUUUCUCAGCAGCGAACGGUUCCACAAGAAGGACAGUGCGGUGGGCGAGGAAACGGCAGAGGCGGGCGACAACGAGCUGCAGAUCGGGGACGCGUGCUACGUGAACGACAGCGAGAGCAGCGCCCGGGCGAUCAAGUCCAUCACGCGCGGCCUGGGCCGGUUGCUGCGGCGGAACUGUCACAGCAUCGACAUCAGCCGCCCGGACCCGGAGUACAAGGUGUCCUACCUGGGGAACGUGCUCACCGGAUGGGCCAAAGGCGAUGGUUGUGUGGAGAAACCGUUGGCCACACUGUGGCGUAACUACACGCAGAACAGCAAACCGGACGUGAUGAUGAAGCUGUGCCUGUGCCCGUCCGGCUUGAAGGCGACCACCCGGCAGCACGGGCUCACCGAGUACUGGUCGCACCGGAUCACCUACUGCAGCUCGCCAAAGAACUAUCCACGGGUGUUUUGCUGGAUCUACCGGCACGAAGGGCGCAAGCUAAAGCACGAGUUCCGCUGUCACGCGGUCAUCUGCUCCAAAGAAAACAUCGCCCAGGAGAUCAGCAGCAUCCUGAAGGAAAACCUAGCCAAAGCCUUGCGUGAGUUCAAGCGCGACAAGCUGAACCGCCAGAACGCGCGCCUGAGUCUGGCCAACAGUGUGUACGACAAUCCGAGCAUGCCGCGGCGCAAGAUCAUGCUGAGCGUGGGCGCCAACAACUACCGGCCGCCGCUCGAGCGGUCCAAGUCCGCCCCGAAGCUGAUGGCCAUCGAAGAGAUGAUCGGCGAGGAGGACGAAGAGGGCGACGAAAGCCUGCCGCAGCAGCUCGGCGGAAGCACCGGAAGGACCAAGUCGCCGCCCGGAUUGGAACCCUGCUGCCGCGAGGACGCCCUCUUCCCGUCGACCACGCUCGGCCGGCGGCGGUGCCGGAGGGGCCACUCGAUACGCCGGACGCGGCUACGGAACUCGUUCAAAUCGCCCAAAGAUCUGGAGGCGAAGGUCCCACUCAAGAACGAGAACAUUGUGCAGGCGAGCCCGAUGAACAAGUCGAUCGACUCGAUACUGGACACCAUCGGCCAGGAGGAUGACGACGAGGGCGAGGCGCAUGAGGAAGACGCCGAGAGUGGCCCGAUGGCGGACUCUGCCGAAUCGGCCGCUGGGCCGAUGAAAUCGAAACGAUCGCAUAGUACCGACUCGUCGGAGGACGAUUUCGAGACGUUCCUGGCGCACUACAACUACGACUCGAGCGAACCGCUCUCGACGGAACUGAUCUCGUACUUCGACAUGAAGCUCAACCCGACGGCCGUCUGCAGUAUGCACGACCUGAGCCAGCGCCACGACAGCGUGGUGGUCGCCCUCGAGGACACCCAGCGGCUGGCCCUCAGUUUAGACGAUCUCGACCACUACCCGCUCGGGGAGGAUCCGCUGGCUGGAGAGGGGGACCGGGACGGUGAGCGGGAGCAGCCUUCCGCCGGUGGUCGGUCGCAGAACGGGCACGAGGACGUGCCGGAAGCGGACGAGGUGUUCUUCAACCAGGACGAGGUGCUAGAGAUGCUGCGAACGGCUGCCGAAUCGGCAGCGGUCGGAAGCCAUCAUCACCACCACCACCACCACCAUCACCACCUUCCGCGGCUCUCAUGCCUUCACGCUGAGGAUGAUACGGCGCCUCCGUCGUUGGUGUGCGUGGCUAACAAAAUCAGUGCGGCCGGCGGUGGUGCCACUCACCAUCCGGACAGCGACGAAGGGUCCAUAUCGAGCGGCUGUGAAACGUCCAGCACGGUCACAACCAACACGGACGAUUCAGUGGCCACCGCGACCGCACCGUCCAUCAAACCGUGCUCGGUGCUCGAGCGUGUCCGCAGCUUCGAGCAGCUGGCCGAGAACCAGGUGAUCCAUGUGCCGCUAGGCGAGCGAAGCGGUCCGAUGGCGUCACUCGGUGGCACAUCCAGCACGGGCAGCCCGUCCAGCCCACAGGCGGACGCAAUGAUCUUCAAGCGCAGCAUCACCUUCCCGGCACCGGGCGUCAAGUCGAGCUUCCUGAUGCCGAUGCUAACCGGACAUGGUGGUUCAUGUGGACCCGCGGAACCCAUCGACUCGCCGUUAAACUCACUGAACGGCACCGAAACCGACGGUGGACCGGAGGACACGCCGCAGGAUAACCAUAAGCAUUACAACCACCGCAGCCGGCAGCACGUGGAGGGAAGCAAACCGAAGGUGCGCCAGAUGCGCCUCAAAUCCAGCGUGGUGGCCGCCGCCGUCAACACGGAGCUGAUCAACCAGCUGCAGGCGAUCGAUUCCGAUUCGGAGUUUAGCGACGAGUCGGGCUAUGUCGAGUUUCAGGACAACCAACCGUCAAUCAAGUCGGUGACGGCUUGAAGUUGUUGCUCGCCCCAACAGAUCCCCAAUCCGUGUGUGAUGUUUUUGUCCCCUUUGUUUCGUGCCCUCUGUGCUUAAUGUUUCGGGCGCGACAGGGAUCUAGUGAAACACGACUUCCGUUAGCUUUACCGUUGGCGAUCCGAAGCUGUUGAAGAAGAUUAUUAGUUGUUUACUCCGGCCGGCUACAGGCAUACGCCUUCGGCCACCAAUGGUCGAUAUAUUGUAGAAAAUGCUGCGCCCGGUUGGGCCAAGGAUAUUCGAGCGUAAAAUGGCAACCCUGUUUUGGGUGAUGAUUCGUACAGAAAAGAUAAACCAUAUGAUACAUUACUGCAGCGUCGUGCUCCUCGAGGGGGGGUCACUUAUGGACCGCAUCGAGCCGAAACCGGGACACAGCUUGAGCACGCCCCGAGGGUAGAGCUUUACCGUUCGUUUCUAGGCUAAGCUAUCGUUUGAACGUUGAUCCUCGCCUACGGCAGUGGUGCAUACGCUGAUGCUCCUCCGGCGCAUGAUCAAAUGGAAGAUGACGAGCCAGAGGGCAGGUGGCAACGGAAUACGAUAGAGUCGGAUACCAAAUAAAUUAUUUGUAAUCGUUAAAUCAAUAGAACACAUUAGCAAAACGAACACAUAUACAGCCAAACUAACAGUAAACCGGCCGUAAGGGCGACGUUUGGGAAAGUUUUUCUGUGGUGUUGUUUUAGGUGUAUUGUUUCCCUUACAACCCCACAACGGUAGGGUUUUAGGCACCACCGUGUUGCACCGAUAGCCACUCUAGACUUUCCUCAAUUACUGUAGGCUCAAGCGAACGCGAGGCGGGGAAUGAUCAUACGUGCGGUGUUAGCGUGUUUGGUUAUAAAGUUGUUAAAUUUUCAAGGGGGGAAACGUUGGCUUCAUUGUAAGUUACCGGGUGACCGGGUGCACUGAUCUAUAAUGCAAUCAUCUACCACACACGUACUACUGCGGACAGCAGGCGGGGCUGAUCUUGGCCCUUGGGCGCCGCGUUGCGGGACUCCUCACCGAAUGAAUCUAAUCACUUUUCGAACCGGAAGUUAGCCGUGUCCCUGUUCAAGCCGGGGAAGUAGACUGCAAUCUCUUACGUACAACAUGCUGCUUUACAUGCAUUACAACAUGGGAACAAGGGAACACUAAAGUUAGCCUAGUUAGUAAGGGAGCAAAACUGAGCUAAUAGUUUGGGUAAGGCGAUCGCACGACGCCACAGAAUGAUGCUCUGCCGACAUUGUAGGGACGAGCAAGAAAUCCAAACAGCACCUGCGAGUCCCGAAGUGCUUCAGUAAGCAAAGCCAGCGACUGAUGAGGAUCGGCGAUCACCAUCAGCGCUGGUGUAGUUAACAGAUUUGGGUGCAAAAGAGUAUAUUUAUUGAGGCCCAUAUUCGAGAAUGUUCUUGUACUUGUAAUUGUCUACUGUUUCUAUGAAAAA
Messenger RNA from Anopheles bellator, 4228 nucleotides. RefSeq lists its product as uncharacterized. NCBI's taxonomy places the organism in Eukaryota, Metazoa, Arthropoda, Insecta, Diptera, Culicidae. The transcript has 3 exons. The record is from RefSeq and is a predicted model, not a curated record. Bases 1 to 2793 code for a protein of 930 amino acids.